UCGACGCAUCCUAUAUGCUUCUUUAUUUGGGUCACAAGUUCACAACAAUAUAAAUAAGCAAACUAGGCUAAACAUUUUCAAUUCCAUCACAACACAAAAAGAUGAUCAAGAUCAUGAGGCUCUUUGCAACAGUAGUGGUAGUUACAAUGCUUCUUGCAUCUGGUCUUGCCCAAGCUAGGACCGAGCCUUUUCAAACUGACUCUAAUCUAAUCCAUAUACCACCACACUUCCCAACCGAACCAAUUCCUCCUAACAAACCACACCAGGAUGCAAAGAUAUCAGUGGAGCAGUUUCCGAUCCCAGUUCCAGGAACUUGUCCUCCGGGCUUCCCUGGAUGCCCACCAGCAAAGAUAUCAGUGGAGCAGUUCCCGAUCCCAGUUCCAGGACCUUGUCCUCCGGGCUUCCCUGGAUGCCCACCAGCAAGGUCUUAAAACUAUACAAAUGCAUGAAAACAUAAAAAACAUGUGUUGUAUUAUUAUGCUUUUCUAUCAUAAAUUUAUAUAUUAUAAUAAAAUGUGUUUACUUUGAUUUUAAUUACAAGUGUUUAGAUUUUACUUUGACCAUGAAUUAGAACUUUCUUGUAUACCAAACAAAGUAAAACUGACAAUUAAUUACCAAGUCGAAUCAUAAACGAAUUAUCCAAACUAAAAUUGAAUCGAAAUCUUUCUUCUAUACUUACUGUUUGGUGCACUUUUUAGAAGUAUCUAGCCUUACUUGAGCAUACACACGGGAAAAAAAAAGACUAAGGAACUAUUGUCUCUGGCCUUGAUGUUUGUGUAAGAUCCUUGAGUGACAUAAACUGGAUACAUGAGGUAUUCAGCAAUAGAAACAUCAUAUGUUACCUCUAGACCUUCUCUGUUUCAGAUAUAUACACAAAUAACAAUAGGUUUUGUUUGAUUUUAAUUAAAAUCUUCAUCAUUUUAAGGUUCACAACAAACCUUUCACAAGCUCGAAGCCUCUCUUCUACAGCUCAGGUUUGAUCACCUAUAAAGAGAAAUCAUACACAGAAGUCUGCGGCCACAUACGCUACUUCUAAUACUAAACUGCACGCUGUUUUAGCACCGUCUGGACGGGAUACUUAAUAAUACGCAAACGCCGCACCGUUUCUUUUAAAUGACCCUUAUACUUACGAAUGUUUAUACAUUUACCCCAGAUAAAUAGUUUUAUUCAAUAACACCCCAACCUCGAUUAAACUCUAAUUUUCAGUGAGCU
Messenger RNA from Raphanus sativus (radish), 1212 nucleotides. RefSeq lists its product as uncharacterized. The record is from RefSeq and is a predicted model, not a curated record. The transcript has a single exon. NCBI's taxonomy places the organism in Eukaryota, Viridiplantae, Streptophyta, Magnoliopsida, Brassicales, Brassicaceae. The coding region runs from base 102 to 431 and encodes 109 amino acids.